AUGAGUUAUUAAAUCUUAUGUUCUGUGCCCUGUGCCGGAAGCAUGGAGUGAAGUCAGGGACAAGUCAAGUGAGUUUUUUUUAUGGCACUGACAACUUCAGGGCUGAAUUUCUCAAUGCACAUCAUCUCAGCGAGGCUCAUGCCAAGUCUUCAUUAAUGGAAGCCACAAGCGAUUCUCCAGUGAACAGAGCCACCACUGAACUAAUGGUGAAGACCAUGAGCAAAGUAACCCUUGGGAGAGUAGAGAACUUAUUCAGAUCAUGCCAUGCUAUUGCCAAGACCGGACGUCCCCUCAAAGAUUUUAUUUGGAUGUGCAAGUUGGAUGACAUGAAGGGUGUUGAUAUAGGCCCAGUGUUCAGAACUAAUAAAUCAGCAAAAACAUUUACAUAUUUUAUUGCUGAAGUAGAACGGAAAAAUCUAAGAGAGAAGCUAGAAAAAAGUAAAUUUUUCUCAGUCAUCAGUGAUGGAAUCAUAAAUAGUUUAAUCCAGGAAGCUGAACUUGUCUAUGUGCAGUUUGCACAUGCAGGGAAAGUGCAUUGUCAAAUUGUUGGGGUACAGAUAAUAGACAAGAAGGACCCUGUGGGAAUAAAAAAUGCCAUAGAGAAAACUCUUGAGGUAAACCUUCAACUUAAGCUGUCAAGCCAAGACUGGGCAAAGAAACUGGUUGGUUUUGGAAGUGAUAAUACCCUUGGCAUAGAAGGAGAGAACAACGGGGUGGCCCUGCUUUUAAAGGAAAUCCAACCAUGUGUGCAGAUUGUAUAUUGCUUUGCACAUCACCUUGAACUCUCUUACAAGACAGCAUUCCAGAGCAUUCCCCUGUACAACAAUGUCAUAGACCUCCUUCACGGAAUUUAUCACUUCUAUCACAAUUCUCCUCUUCAUAAGAGUUCUCUGAUAACUGCUUUCAAAGGCCUUCACCUUCGUCCUGUGAUGCCUUCUCAAAUAGGAGCCAGGAGGUGGCUUCAUGGAUUACAGGCAGCUCUCCAGAACUUUCUCAAGGGUUAUCCUGCAAUUGUCCAGCAACUGACCUCAGCAGAGGAAGACAGAAGUGACAUCAGUCAACAGAAAGCCAAAGAACUUCUAGAAUUACUUCUCCAAGCUGACAUUGUUAAAUUUGCCCAUUUCUUGGUGGAUGUCAUUAAUGUCCUUAGCAUUCUGUCUCGUGUCAGUCAGAACAGAAAUUCCUCGAUUGCUGAUAUAUUCGCCACCUUAGAGUCAACGCUGGAAAUACUCCAAAUGUAUCAAACAAGACCGGGGCCAAAAGAACGCAGGGUGGAUUCAGUCACACACUUUCACGGAAACCACCUCAGAGGAAAAGAAAACAUUUCUGCCGUGAGAAACAUGGUUUUAACACAUCUUAUCAAGAGGCUGCAAGGCUGUUUCAGAGAUGUCAGCCAAGAUGUGGUGAGGGCAACCAUGAUUGGAAGCUUUAAAUUGUGGCCCACAAAGAUAAAUCAAGAAUUUGGAGAAAAAGAGGUAUCCAUACUGCUUGCACAUUAUGAACCAGUGUUAGAAGCUGCCAAUGUGGAAAUAGAUGAAGUGGACACUGAAUGGAGCAUGUUGAAAUUAGAAAUUUACGCCAGGUUCCAGAACAUUCGGAAGUUGACCUGGGAUUUUGUGAAUUCCAUAUACUUGCACAAGUAUCCAAAUAUCCUGACACUGGUGGACCUGGUGCUGACCCUCCCUGCAAGUUCAGCUGAAGCAGAACGUGGCUUUAGUCAGAUGAGACGUACCAAGUCACAGUCACAUGCUAAAAUAAACACUGAAAGCAUGACGGAUAUCUUGAUCAUUCAACUGAAUUCUCCAGACAUUAGUAAUUUUGACCCCAGGAAAGCUAUUCAUUUAUGGAAUACAAGAACACCAUCUUCAACUGGUGACACAAGACCUAAUUCAGAUUGCUCAUCCAACUCAGAAAGCCACUAUGAAAGUGAUUAGUAAUGUGGCCAAUGUUGACUUUGUUGUCGAUUAUAGCAAUUUUCUAAAACCUGAAAUUUAAACAUAAAAUAGUAACCAGUCUCUACUUCAAACACAAAAGGCAUUUGGCAUCUUACAAACAUACAAGGCAAAAAUCCAAAGUCUGUUUUUUCUGUAAUUUUCUCUUUAAAAAUUUUUUUUGUUUUUAUUUUAUUUUUUUUACAUUCAGUUACUGUGUACUAUUACAGCAUACCAAAUGAAUUUUCUGAUCAUGAAUACACUGUUGGUUCAGUUUGAGCUACCUCACGUCUGUAUUCAGGCAUUUGUCUGCGUUCUUGGGGUUGAGGUGUAUCCUUUUAAACAACAACAUUAUGUUGAUAUCGUCUUUCUCAAAAUUGUUCCUAAUGGUAAUGAUGUUAUGCCUAGGCCAAGCCUGCAAUGAACUGCUUUUCUACAUAAUUCUAAAUAAU
Molecule: messenger RNA, 2383 nt
Organism: Tupaia belangeri chinensis (Chinese tree shrew)
Lineage: Eukaryota; Metazoa; Chordata; Mammalia; Scandentia; Tupaiidae
Product: E3 SUMO-protein ligase KIAA1586-like
Exons: 5
Coding region: 18-1934 (638 amino acids)
Molecular function (GO): protein dimerization activity
Source: RefSeq, a predicted model, not a curated record